This is a messenger RNA of Acanthaster planci (crown-of-thorns starfish), 3272 nucleotides long. RefSeq lists its product as uncharacterized. The record is from RefSeq and is a predicted model, not a curated record. Lineage: Eukaryota; Metazoa; Echinodermata; Asteroidea; Valvatida; Acanthasteridae.
UCAGAAGCACUCAGUCGCAUCCGUUCUACGUAAGUGAACAGAAGUCAAAGCAAUAUUGGGGUUAACACGGUACACUCCCAAAAAUUGCUUUCACAUACAUUGCAUGGCACUUUCCAUAGUGGAGAGUAAUUUCGGUUAGUGUAUGCAAAGAGCUCUUUUUUAUCGGCAGAUGUUUUCGGCUUCUGGGAGAAUUUUUGAAGCUCCAAUUUUUACAUGAAUAGCCUGUAGACGUGGACCGGGACUUUGACGUUGAUAUAUUUGAAAGAACCGGAUCUGACAGCACCGAGUUAAACUUCAUCGUCCAAGUCCCAAACAACCCGGCGACACCAUGUGCCUUCCGGACAAGUACGGUCGACCGAGUCCCCUAUGCCUGAUCCCCCUGGCAUUGCUGUGCAUGAUCCUCGGUGGUGGCCUAGUCGGGUCGUGGGUUGCCUGCUACUACAGGUGCGAGGAUGGAACCAAUGUCGACUACAACUACUACGCCGCCGUGUGGACUGGUGGACUCGCCGUCUUCAGUGGACUGUUGCAGCUGUUUCUCGCAUGCUUCUGGAACAAAAUCUUGAAAUACUUCCUGGUUGUCUACAACGUCGUCCUCAUUCUGUGCUGCCUGCUCAGCGCUGCUCUGUACGGCUACCGCACCUACCUGGAGAACGAGGCCACUCCCCCAGGCGCAGCGUCCCCCUCGGUGGGAGUGAUCCUGUCCGCUCUACAGGCCGCGCUGGCGGUGUUUAUCCUCAUCUUCGUCAUGGUGUGGAAUUGCAUCAUAGGUUGCGCCAGCCUGGACGCAGAAACGGGAGAUUACUACGAUGACCGUAGAGCCCGCACAAAAUCACGUGAUAGGAAGCGACCCCAACAAAUCCGUGGGCCGUACGAAGAUGAUUUCUUCAAUCGCGAGCCGGCUAUCUACAGUGCUCAGAGCCACUACCAGGAGCGCCCCCAAGAGGUCAGCUACGGCCAGAUGGACCGCACCAACACAGGAACCAGUGGAUACAUCAUCCCCAGGGCGUCUGUGCGCGGCGCCCUGCCGGAGAACGGCUACCACAGCAACGGCGGCACCAUGGUGGUGGACGGAAGGGAGCAACUCCGGGCUGGCUGGGGGGAACGCGAGGAGCCCCGGAGCUUCUACACUGGCUCCGGCCGCUACGACCAGCGGAGCUCCACCGCCCCCCGCAAAACUGGUCACGCCCUGCAAAACGGCGGCACGUUUCCCAACGGCACCGGCGGGGGCCGGGUUCGAGAUCUGGGCUCCCGAGCCGGGGAGUUGACCAGUAACCGGUACGGGCGAGGCGUCAGUCUGAUGCAAAUGCACGGAGUGGCUUCGACCUCUAACAUCACCGAGGGGUACUAUUAGCCCCUGUCCCACUAUAAACCUCAGUAUUUAUCUUUGGGGGUUCCAUCUUCAAUACACAAAUGAACCUUAAAUUAACCAUUCCUGAGAUUCAUCAUACGUCGAACUGAUUAUAGGCCUACACUGCCUGAUGUAAAGAAAGUUAGCAGAUGGUCAAGGGUAAUUUUUUUAGGGAUGUUAUUUGCACUUAUUUACUUUGGUUUCUUAAUUUUUUUUUUGUGUGAAAGACUUGCCGGGAAAAGAGCCCUUUAUGCCAACGUCAAAAAAUACCGACCACUGUUACAAAUACCUGUAUCCAAGUCAAACAAUUUUAGAAUGCGACGGAAGGCCUUCUAAAUGGACAUCCGUUAAUCCUCAGUUUACCGUAGAUUAAAAUUUGACAUCGUAAAUGUCCUGGAUUGUAUUGAUUAUGUAGUGUGAUUUGAUUGUACAGUCAGUCUUUGAUUAAGGAUUCAACUUUUAAUUUUUAAAUUGCAUUUUAUUCAAACGUACAAGCUAUACAGUACUUUAUUUAGUAGUGGAAUAACAUACUUUCAUCUAUAUUGAUAUAUUGCCAUAUGCAGAAAACGAAAUUCAAGUUUGAAAAUUCGAUAAUGGAAAGUGAAAACCAUAUAUAUAUACAGAAUGAACUGAAAAAUCUGGUGAGGUUUAAAAUGACAUCAGUGAGUUAAAGAUUGUUGAUUUCGUGCAGCUAAUGUUUUUUCUACGCCUUUGGCGAAGCACGAGCCUGUUGGAACUGGCUGCAGCGACAUCAAUAGUCUAGUAAAUAAUUUCUAGCCGCAGCCACAUGCUUCGGGCACGGUCCAAGCAAAAAAUACGGCAUUUUGAAUUUAUGUACGGAGCCGAAAAUCAGCUGGGAACCAGUCAACAGAUGCAUACACACGACAUUAAAGUUGGUGACCAGCUUUUCUAAGCAGAAAAUCUUCCGUGUUUGGACAAAGAUAAAAGAAGCACACAAGGUUAUGAUGAGAAUGACUCCACAUACCUUUAUUCUUCGAGAUAAAUUGGCGUACUGAAAUAAUUCAGAAAUAGCUAAAAAUGAUUAUUCCCAGUGUCCUGGAAUAACUGUAACUCAACUCAUUUCGUUAAUUUGUGUAUGACUUUAUAAGCACUCCAAAGGAGUGGUAACCGAAUUCUAAAUGUAAACUACUCUUGUGAUUUCUAUAGCCUGUCUUGGGCAAAUUUUUACUCAGUAUUUGAAAUUGUAUGUUAUAUUUUCCAAUCAUUAUGCUAUGUAAACCAUUACUCCCGUGUUUUACUCCUUAUAUUUUCGUAUUUAUAACUUGUGUUUUUUAAUCGUCCACAUUAUCAGAUUUGGAUGGAAUGCAUGUUGUGGAAAUGGACACAUUGAGGUGUCUUUAUAUUUGAAAAGGAAAGCCAUUUUGCCGUCUGCAAUGGAUGGGAAAAUAACGCGGCUUCUGUGCCGUGUUUGAGUGCGAUGUUUCCUGAAUAGGCUGUGUACGUGUAGCAAUUAUUUUAUCCUUUUAUGCAUGGUCAAAUGUUUUCGAAGGCCUUGUUAGCCUUGUAAACAAGUAACACUUUCGAUGUUUGGUGAGAGAAAAAGUGCUUCUGGUUGUGUUUUGCCUGUCGCUGAAAUUAUCUCGGUUAUUUAUUUUGGCUUGUUGGAAUACACGUAGCCUACACACGCAAAAAUAAGUGGGAUGUUACAUCAUUAGCGAUGUUGACUUGGCGAACACUUUGGUUUCGACAUAAUCCUGAUUACUUCAGCAAUGUAUUCGCAAAUUUUGUGUAUAGAUAUGAAAGGAAAGGAAAACUGAGGAAAGGAAGGUUAAAAUGUUGUCAUUGUUUAACAUAACAGAAGACCAACAAUGCAUUUGUUUAUAGAUAUUAUUUGUGUGUCUGUAUGGUAUUUUUUAAAAUGGUAUUUUUAUAGAAUAAAGUUAAGUACUCGAAGAUAUGAUCA